AUGAGCUCUGUCACCGAGUUCUAUCGCUCGCAAAUCGGCGGCGAAUCCGUCAUCAACUACGCCUACACCGACUUCCCCUGGAGGCUCCUCGCCAAGGACGUCUACUACUUCUUUGUCUACUGCUGGGCUCUACCUUGGGUUUUGUUUCCUAUUCGCACGUAUGGCUCAGAUGAGCUUGACGAGCUAUAUCCAUCCUGGAUGAACAUAUUCUGUGUCGCCGUCCAUGUCUUCUUGUUCGUCUUUCAGUUCAUCUUUCUUGUUACCCUGCCAUUUGUCAUUAUUUUCCCUGCAUGGAUGGGAAUCGCCGGUAUUGUGGCCUUCCAUUUUCUAAACAGAUUAAUCUGUAUGCUGCUGAAUGGCACGGAACUCAUCUUUCACUCUGAUGAAAAGUAUGCAAAGUCGCAACCCGAGCAUGAGAACGAGCAGUGGGUAUUUUUGAAUGGCGUCUCCGUCGGCCAACACUGGAUGAAGAUGAAUCUAAAUCGUCUAGCCCUUACAUUUGGUCGCCCAAUUCUCGGCAUCCACAACCGGACCUCUGGUGUUCUUUUCGAUGUCAUCGAGUGCCUCGUGCAGCGCAACUUCUCAUACGCAACUACCGAUAUUCGUGUCUGCUAUAAGCACCUCAAGGACAUUCUUUACGACCCAAAAAAGUCAAAGGUCGUCUUCAUCAUGCACUCUCAGGGCGCCAUAGAAGGCGGUAUGGUUCUAGAUUGGCUCCUCCAGGAGAUGCCCCAGGAUCUACUUGCAAAGCUUGAAGUGUAUACAUUUGGCAGCGCCGCCAACCAUUUCAAUAACCCGCACCGCCACGUCAUAUCGCAAGAUUUAACCAGGUCAAGGCCUCUUGAAGCGAUGCAGACGCUCGUCUCUGAGGCCUGCUACGAGACUCCAGUCACCACCCCGCUGGAGGUAAAGAAGGAUCCUAUGAUCACUGCUUCUAUGCUGCGAAGAUCUUCUUCCUUGGCUUCGUACCACACCGCCUCUGCUGCCAAGGACAGAGCUAUUGGCCAUAUCGAGCACUAUACGCACAACACCGACUUUGUUGCCAUAUGGGGCAUUCUCCAUUUUGCAACAAACAGAAUGGCUUGCUUGCAGUUGCCUCGGUUCCUUGGCCGCCUUUUCAACCGUUCUAAUGGUCACGGCGGACAUCUUCUCGUGCAGCAUUACCUGGACGGCAUGUUCCCUCUGAAACGCGACCCGGAAACUGGAGAGUUUAUUGGAGCUGACGAGAAGAAUGAGUUCAUGGAGGAGGUUAUCAAGUUUGGUAUUGAGGGUACCGCUAUGGAGAACGCACGAGAGGCCUUUGAGAUUAGUUAUGGAGGUACAGGGGGAUUCGGUACGGGUGAGAUAACGACCCCUAUCGAGGUUUACGACCAGUUCUCUGCGCGUAAGAGACACAAAAAGGACGUCAAAGUCAAAGAACUCAGCAGGUUGUGGAUGUACAGGAACGGAAUGAGUCCUCCUGAGAAGUCACAAAUGUUGCCAGCCGAGUUGAUCGGGAUCGCUAGGAACUCGACGCUAUGA
Molecule: messenger RNA, 1521 nt
Organism: Trichoderma virens Gv29-8
Lineage: Eukaryota; Fungi; Ascomycota; Sordariomycetes; Hypocreales; Hypocreaceae
Exons: 2
Coding region: 1-1521 (506 amino acids)
Source: RefSeq, a predicted model, not a curated record